AAGUGCAUUAAAUUUAUUGUAACGAAUGGCGCUUUCGAUUAUAUCGCAAAGUUCCGGUCUCUUGGAUUUGCAAAGCAUUUUUGAUCCUCAAUAUUCGUUGCAACAACAACAAGAAGUUAGUUUGCAAGAACAAACACAAUUACUGCAAGAUUCGGCACGGCCAUUAACGAAAUUUGAUUUAAACAUUUUCAACGAUAUCGGCCAAAUGGAAUACACUACAAAUUUAAAUCGAAGUCAAAACCAAUAUCAGAAUAAUAAUAAUAUCCACAAUAAUCAGAAUAGCAACAACAACAUUCAAACACAUCAGACCAACGGUGAUAACAUUAAUCAGAUCCAGAGUCGUCAUUUUAUCAGUGGCUAUCAUCAUCAGCAUAUUGGAUCCGAUUAUGAGCAAGUUAUUAACUUUGUAGACUCGCCACCGAACUCUGAGGAAUCCUGGACAGACGUACAAUCGAAGGAAUCUCCAGGACCACAAAUUAUCGACGUACAAACGAUUUAUUCAAACAGUGGAUCACGCAAGAGACGAAUGGAUUGGGACUCGUUAGAUAUUGGUCAAAGUGAAAACUCACCGACAUCGCAAAACGACGAAAUACCGUUACCCAACAAAGUGGCACAUCAGGAGAAAGAUAAACAUAAGCGGGAAAAACACUCAGGUCGCAGCAGUUGGAGCGAUGAUAUAGGAUUUGAUUUAAAUGCCGAUUUCAAUAGCAACUCGUAUUUGAACAAUGACAAUUUUCUAUCCUUCUCCCCGAGCCUGACGGCACUAAAGCAGGAGCCGCAAAUCGAUCACCUGAAGCCCCACACAAAGAUUCCCCUGAUCAGCGGCAACAAACUCGAAAAAUCACCACUCGGCAGCGAUUCGAAUAACUCCCCGCAGCACUCUUCGCAAGACUUGGACGCGUCUACGAUCGCUGGUGGCAGUGGCAACAAAAACAAGCAUGAGUUGAACACUGGCCUCACCUGCGGCUGUGGCUCCCCACAAGGUUCGCCCGCCGCUCCGGAUUUUGAAUUGAACACCAAUGCUAAUGCCAAUGGAAAUGGCAAUGCACCGUCUGGCGAUAACUCGAGCGGAAAUCUCGUUGGUAGCGCGGCCUACAAUCAGGCGGCACACGCCGGUCCAAUACAGCUGAAUGUUGUCGAGGCGGCCAAAAUAGAGCCCAGUUCGGCAGGCAGCACAGCAGUGCACUCCGAAGACCAUAAGUUUCAAUAUAUUUUGGCUGCGGCAACAUCCAUUGCUACGAAGAAUAAUGAGGAGACUUUGACCUAUUUGAAUCAGGGUCAAAGCUAUGAGAUAAAAUUGAAGAAGAUCGGCGAUCUAUCUUUCUAUCGCGAUAAGAUUUUGAAGAGUGUCAUCAAGAUAUGUUUCCACGAGCGUCGGCUGCAGUUUAUGGAGCGCGAACAGAUGCAACAAUGGCAAGCAUCCCGACCUGGCGAACGCAUCAUUGAGGUGGAUGUUCCGCUCUCGUACGGGUUGUGCCACGUUUCGCAGCCCCUUAACUCAAACUCGCUGAACACUGUCGAAAUAUUUUGGGAUCCAUUGAAGGAGGUCGGUGUCUAUAUCAAGGUCAACUGCAUUUCAACCGAAUUUACACCAAAGAAGCACGGUGGAGAAAAGGGUGUACCAUUUCGACUACAAAUUGAAACUUAUAUAGAAAAUACUAACAAUACUAGUAACAUAACCAGCGGCAACAGCAGCGGCAGUGGCAUUAACAACGCUUUGGUCCCAUCACCGAGCGGCACCCCGAACGAUAAUGCCAACAGUUCUACAGCCAGUUCGAAUACUUCGACAACCCUGGGCGCACUCAACGGCAAACUGGCCGUACAUGCAGCUGCCUGCCAGAUUAAGGUUUUUAAACUCAAAGGCGCAGAUCGUAAGCACAAACAAGAUCGAGAAAAAAUUCAAAAGCGUCCACAAUCCGAACAAGAGAAAUUUCAGCCCAGCUACGAGUGCACAAUUAUGAAUGAUAUAUCGUUGGAUUUGAUAGCGCCAACUGCCACUGGCUCAUACAGUCCCGAGUAUAUGAAAAUCUGGCCUAAUUCGCCAGUGCAUAUACCGAAAUAUGAUGGCAUGUUGCCCUUUGCCAGCGCAUCUCCAGCGAAUAGCAGCAGCCCGAUAGCAAUUAAUUCGGUGACAUCAACUAAUUCGCCAACUUUGAAACUAAUGGAUGCGACCAACAUGGUGUCGCCACAACAUGUGCCGGCGGAUAUUGAUGAUUAUAAUGUAAACAUAAUGCCGGACUCAACACCCGCUCAAGUGACACAAUGGCUGACCCAGAAUCGUUUGACUGCCUAUCUUACAACAUUUUCGCAGUUCUCUGGUGCCGAUAUUUUGCGCAUGUCCAAGGAGGACCUGGUACAAAUUUGCGGUCUUGCCGACGGCAUACGCAUGUUUAAUAUUUUGCGCGCUAAAACGAUUGCACCCCGUCUGACCCUUUACGUGAGUCUGGAUGGUUGUAGCUACAAUGCCAUCUAUUUGCUGUCGAACACGGCAAAGGAGCUCCAACAGAAACUGUACAAACUUCCCGGAUUCUACGAGUUUAUGUCAAAGACCGUCAGCAAUGGCGGCGUGCUGGAGAAUGGAUCAACGGUGUUCAACAAUUGGGGCAUGCAUUCAAAAUAUUCGGGAAGCGGUUCCAACAUCUUCAGCGAAGUGAACAAGUGUUGUGUCUACUUAUCUGGUCCAGGCGGCGUUCAUGUAACCAUCACCGAUGAGGUACUCAACAAUGAGGUUAGGGAUAGCAGCUUGUAUGCGAUGGACGCACAAGGCGGGAAAGUAAUUCUGAAAUUGAUAAAUAAGCAGGAAAAUAAUUGAAAAAGGAACAUCAAUUUUUUUAAAUAUUGCUGCACAGUUUCGGAGCAAAAAUAGUUCAUUUUCUCGCAUCGAUUACUAUUAUCAAUGACGCACAGCAUAAAAAAGAAAUUAAUAUUUGAAAAUAAGUACACAUUUUAUAAAUAUUGUGCAAUUUCAUGAAUAACAAACUAUUUUUACGCCAAGCUGAGAGAUUUACUUGCUAACACAUAUCCUAUUCGACAAAGCAUACAAUUUCUAUAUACGUUUCAAUUUGUAUGAGAUUUCGCGGAGCAGUUUUACGCAAGCAACAACAACUUGAUGAGCAGCUUUAAUCCACAAUUAAACAUUUAAUGAAUAACAACAUAGUAGUUUUGUUUUCAGUUUUUAUAUGUAACACUUUUUAUUUGCUUCUCAUUUACUUUUCCACUGAUCAGAUCGGGGCUCCCCCCCAAACGCAUUUAUGUUCUGUUUCGUUUUUCAAUCAUAUUUGAUUUAUUUUAAGUUUUAUUCAAAUAAUUUUAUCUCAAACAACAAAUAUCAACUUAUUUUGUAUUCGCACAUUAUUAUAGGCACACAGAUUUAUUAUGAAAAGUCGUUUGAAGUAGAAUGAAAAACUAAAAAAAAGUACAGUACCACACAAUAGACAUUGACCAACAAAUGUCUGAGGGUUUCGCUAACAACCAACCAUAUAUUGUUUUAUAUACAUACACACAUACACACAUGAACAUAUAUAUGUGAUAAAACCAAUAAAUUGUUAUCAAGAGUGGACUGUCAAAAAA
Molecule: messenger RNA, 3570 nt
Organism: Scaptodrosophila lebanonensis
Lineage: Eukaryota; Metazoa; Arthropoda; Insecta; Diptera; Drosophilidae
Gene: gem
Product: upstream-binding protein 1
Exons: 13
Coding region: 26-2812 (928 amino acids)
Biological process (GO): regulation of transcription by RNA polymerase II
Cellular component (GO): nucleus
Molecular function (GO): DNA-binding transcription activator activity, RNA polymerase II-specific; RNA polymerase II cis-regulatory region sequence-specific DNA binding
Source: RefSeq, a predicted model, not a curated record